UCAUAAUGUACCCAACAAACAACACUCUCUCUCUCUGUUCCUCGGACUUUGAUCUUUCUGUAUUCCAAUACUUUAUCCAUUUUUGGCAUCUUGGUUGCUUUCCUCUCUUUCCAAAAUCGAAUCUUUCUCAUCAGGGGUUUCGUAGCGUGAUGGCUCUGUUCUGUCACAAUGAGUGCUCUGAAUAGGACCAUUUCCUUCAACAAAUCUUCCUCCUUCAAUCGAAGGACUCACGUGCUCGGAAGUCCAAGACCGAAUCACAAUCACAACCGCACCGGAUGCGUUUUUCUAAGGUUCCAGGUUCUCGUCAUCAUCGUCUCCGUCAUUUCCUUCUUCGUAGCCGUAGGUGGUGGCUACAUAUACGUGCUUCCGAGCCUAAGCCGCGCCUUUUUCAAUGCCCAAGUUCUCUUAUCUGAAGACAACAACAAUGGAUCAGUGAGAGAAUGUGAUGUCUUUGAUGGAACAUGGGUGCAGGUUAAAGAUCAAGGUCACACCUUGUACAAUGCCACUGAUUGUCCCUUUGUGGAGCGAGGGUUCGAUUGUUUAGGGAAUGGGAGGAGUGACAGGGAUUAUCUUGGUUGGAGGUGGAAACCUAGGAGUUGUGAGAUUCCGAGGUUUGAUGUGCGUGGUGUUUUGGAGAUGUUGAGGAGCAAAAGGGUUGUUUUUGUUGGUGAUUCGAUGAGUAGGACGCAGUGGGAGUCUCUGAUUUGUAUGCUCAUGGCUGGGGUUGAAGAUAAGAGGGGUGUUUAUGAAGUGAACAGGAAUCAGAUAACAAAGCGGAUUAGGUUCUUAGGGGUUCGGUUCAGUGCAUUCAAUUUCACCAUUGAGUUUUUCCGUUCGGUUUUUUNNNCUCAGCAGGGUCGGAUGCCUAGACAUGCACCGAGAAGGGUCAAAUCCACACUUUUAUUGGACAAGUUGGAUGAUAUAAGUGACCAGUGGGUUAAUUCAGAUAUUCUGAUUUUCAAUACUGGCCAUUGGUGGGUGCCAUCUAAGCUUUUUGACAUGGGUUGCUAUUUCCAGGUUGGAAGCUCUCUGAAGCUUGGGAUGUCAAUUCCUGCUGCCUUUAGAAUAGCACUUGAAACUUGGGCGUCAUGGAUUGAGAGAGAGAUUGAUAAAAAUAGAACACGCAUCUUCUUCAGGACUUUUGAGCCAUCUCACUGGAGUGAUCUUACCCGUAGGAUUUGCAAUGUGACCCAGUACCCGACGUUAGAAACUAGUGGAAGGGACCAAAGCUUGUUUUCAGAUACAAUUUUAGAAGUUGUAAAGAAUGUUACUAUUCCUAUAAAUGUUCUCCAUGUUACCUCUAUGUCUGCUUCCCGGAGUGAUGCACAUGUUGGUAACUGGAGUGACAACCCAUCCAUUCAAGAUUGUAGCCACUGGUGUCUUCCCGGGGUGCCCGAUAUGUGGAAUGAAAUUGUCCUGUCCCAACUUUUUCAUGAAUCUGGAAUCCCUUUUCAGCAAAUUGAAUCACUCGGUCAGAUACUCUACAUGUUUCUACUUCCCACUGUGUCUUCAGUCAUAAGCUCAUAAAGAACCCCAUAUCAAAGAGAGAACGAGCAUACUUGUCUGAGUUGUCUCUUACCUUCUAAUUCUUCAUUUUUUGAAAAGAAUUACAUUUCACAUAUUUUAUUUCUGG
Messenger RNA from Cajanus cajan (pigeon pea), 1633 nucleotides. The record is from RefSeq and is a predicted model, not a curated record. NCBI's taxonomy places the organism in Eukaryota, Viridiplantae, Streptophyta, Magnoliopsida, Fabales, Fabaceae.